Messenger RNA from Colossoma macropomum (tambaqui), 3535 nucleotides. RefSeq names its product potassium inwardly rectifying channel subfamily J member 9 (gene kcnj9). Gene Ontology annotation, biological process: potassium ion import across plasma membrane; regulation of monoatomic ion transmembrane transport. The record is from RefSeq and is a predicted model, not a curated record. The transcript is spliced from 8 exons. The coding region runs from base 492 to 2009 and encodes 505 amino acids. NCBI's taxonomy places the organism in Eukaryota, Metazoa, Chordata, Actinopteri, Characiformes, Serrasalmidae. Gene Ontology annotation, cellular component: plasma membrane. Gene Ontology annotation, molecular function: G-protein activated inward rectifier potassium channel activity.
GCGACGAAGCGCCUCCAUUUUAAACGGUGUGCCGGGUCGCUCCCCCUCAGAGCUCGUUCGUAUCGGACGAGUUUGGCCUCGUCGCCGGGUCUCGGAGAGGCUGCUGCUUCUCUCUGUUCCCCGCUAAGGGCUCCAGUCUCCUCGGAAAGCAGCAGCAGCGGUGACGGCCACGACAUGACGGACCCUGUCAGCACGACCGUGAGCUGAGGGAGCAGGAGGUGUUGGGGGAAGGCCAGGCGGGUUGAGGAGAAAGACGAAAACACAGCAGGAACAGCGUUUAAAGGGCUGCUCUGGAGCCGAGCGCUGUGGAGAGAAAGGCAGAGGAGGCUGAGGAAGCAAAUUGGCGCGGAUGAGCUUCUGCGGCUGAGAAUAACGUACCGAGAGAGAUCAUUAACACAUUGGGACACACACAUAGCUGUCCGCCCACCAACACACACACGCCAACAACCAGCCCCACAUAUACACACGUACACACACGCUCACACACACAGAUGGCGCUAGAAAACUCCACCUUCUCUUCCCGUCCAGAGUCACUUUCUCUGCCGGUCCCAGAGAAAGGGGAGGAGCCUGCGCAGGAGGCCAAAGAAGAUGCCCCACCCACCAGUGUUUUUAACGUAUCCGAGGAGCUCGGGCACGUGGUUACCACAGAGACGUCAACACCCCCGCAACCGUCCACCAAUAACAACUUGUCCUUCCAGGCCAAGAUGGCCGCGCGGGAGGCGCAAGCCAAUCAGCCCCGGAAGAAGCUGCAGGGGGCGGGGCAGGAGCGGGGAAAGUUUGGCUGGGCGCGUAGUAAGCGUAAGCGGCAGCGCUACGUGGAGAAGAACGGCCGUUGUAAUGUGCAACAUGGUAACAUGCGGGAAACGUACCGCUACCUGACAGACAUUUUCACCACGCUGGUGGACCUGAACUGGCGCUGCUCGCUCUUCGUCUUCGUCAUGGCCUACGCCGUCACUUGGCUCUUCUUCGGAGCUAUCUGGUACCUUAUUGCGUACUGCAGGGGUGAUCUGGACCAUUUAGAGGACGAGACAUGGACUCCGUGUGUGAAUAAUGUUAACGGGUUCAUCUCUGCAUUCCUAUUUUCCAUCGAGACUGAGACCACCAUCGGCUAUGGCCAUCGUGUCAUCACCGACCAGUGUCCUGUGGGCACAAUGCUUUUGCUGCUGCAAGCAAUACUCGGCUCUAUGGUCAAUGCCUUUAUGGUGGGAUGCAUGUUUGUGAAGAUCUCUCAGCCAAACAAGCGGGCAGAGACGCUGGUGUUUUCCCGGAAUGCGGUCAUCUCUCUGCGGGACGAUAAGCUGUGUCUGAUGUUCCGAGUCGGGGAUUUAAGAUCUUCACACAUUGUGGGAGCCAACAUGAGAGCCAAACUCAUCAAAUCCAAACAGACUCAAGAGGGUGAAUUUAUACCUCUGGAUCAGACGGACAUCAGCGUGGGCUUUGAGACGGGGGAUGAUCGUCUGUUUCUGGUGUCACCGCUGGUCAUCUCUCAUGAGAUCGAUUCCCGCUCCCCGUUCUGGGACAUGUCCCAGGCUCAGCUGGAGAAAGAAGACUUUGAGAUAGUCGUUAUUCUGGAGGGCAUGGUGGAGGCUACGGGUAUGACAUGUCAGGCACGGAGCUCCUACUUGGCAGAGGAGGUGUUGUGGGGUCACAGGUUCAGCCCGAUGAUGUCCCUAGCUGAAGGAUUCUUUGAUGUGGACUAUGGAGCCUUCCAUCACACCUUUGAGGUGGACACACCUUCUUGCUCUGCACGAGAGCUGGCUUUGGCUGCUGCCCGUCGGGAAGCUCACCUCUACUGGUCAAUCUCCAGUCGGCUGGAUGAGGAGAAAUGGGAGGGGCCUAAUCUGACUGAGCAAUCAAGAAAGCCUACGGAUUCUGAAUCCGUCAGUGAAAAAAAGGAAGGAGACGGGCCAACUUUUAUUGUGGGUGGAGUCACAGAUACCCAGGACCAGUCAGUUGUAGGGGAACAGAAUGGCAGCGUCACCACAGACCAGUCCGAAUCCGAAGCUUAAAGGGAGAGAAAGUGAGAAUGGAAUUUUUUUUUGAGGUUAGAAAGAGAUAACAAUACUAUAUUACACUUAGAUUCGAUUGUGAAACAAUCCAUGCCUUCUUCUUCAAGUUUAGCCGUUUAGUCGCUAAUGUAUAGCAUAGAAUACUUUUCCCCAACGGGGAAAUCUUAGUCAUUUAUUGCUCUUUUGGUUUAUUGGAUUUGAUAUCAGACAUCUGAAACGAUACUGCCUUCAAAUUCUGGUAGGGUGUUUUCACAUAUGAAAUUCAGUUCUCUGGUGCAGUUCUUCACACACUGUUCACGAAAUUUACACAGGGUACGUUUAGUUUUUGCUGUCCUUAAGUUAUAUGUUUAACUUGGUUGUAGUUGGUGGAAGUUCCAUGAACCUUGUUGCAACUUCAUAAACCUUUGGUACACUGGUGCAGGUCCCUAACCAGUGUCAUCAGCUUUUACCAGCAUUCCUUUGGGGUUUAUUUGUUGUAGCCAUAUAUUUGUCACUACAGGGUCUCAAAUGCAUCCUGAAAAGGAUCAAACCGGCAUAUGUAAAAGCACCCUUAAUAGCUCUUGUUCAGUGGUAUAAAACGUACCGUAUUUGUCUCUGUGUUAAAAUAACAGUCGGCCUUACAAACGUCUCUUGCGCAAAGUUGACUUUUUUCAGUGUAAAAGGGUUUUAUUACUUAACUUUUAGCAGAAACACUUCUUAAAUAUUGUAUAUACAUAACUGGGAUAAUAAACUUUUAGGAGUAAGUGCUGAUAUAGGGCCAGAUUGUUUGACCAAAAAGAAUUAUAAGCGAAAGUACUGUGCAAAAGUUUUAAUUUGCAAAACUUUAACUUCCAGUCAAAACAGCUAUUAAGUUAUUGAUUUUUCAUUGUCAGAAAAAAAGCAAGAAACAUGUAUUUAACAGAAAAUUGCACGUCUCCAACAUAAUAUAGUAUAAUAUCAGUCUUUCAGUAUUUAAUUUGUCCAGUCUUUUCUUUGUGCACUCUACUGCCACUUUAACUAUUCUAUCCUUCUAAUCUGAAAAACCUACAGGUUAUAGCUGUUGCUUCUGAUCUGAAAAACUGUGAGAAGACAACUCAGUGGUAGGGGUCUGAAGGAGUGUGGCUGUCAAAAACCUAUAUUGAGAAAAGGAAAUAGACAAAGAAAAGGAAUAUUUGUACUAGAACACAGAAACUAGAUGCUUAAGAUGUGGAGUAAGGUUCUAUGGGCUGAUGAGUCUAAAUCUGAGAUCUUUAGAAGUAUCAGAAGGCAGUAUGGAUGCUGUCUAAGCAAUGACUUUUCAAACCACAUCUACAACCAUCAGUCAAACAUGGAGGUUGAUCAGACCAAGUUUGGGGAUGUUUAACAACAUCUGGAGUUUGUGAUUUGUUUUUGAUUGAAAGCAUCAAGAAUGCUGAGAAGUAUAUGCAAAGUUUCAUACAUCAUGCAAGACCUUCUGGGAAGUUGUUCAUUCUAUAGACAUACUUAUCAAAUAAAGAAGCUGCUGGUGGUCUCAGAACAAUGGAAUGACCACCUCAGAGUCCAGACCU